AUGGUAGUCAUGGAAACAGAGGGAUUGACUCAACCUGAAACUUCGAGAGGAGUAUUUGGCCGAAUUGACGUCCGUGCGUCGCCGUUUACACCAGCACAUCAGUCAACGAGAAUGUCGGAUCCGUUACCACCAGAUCUUACAAUGAUUUCAAAUGUAACACAAGCUACCGAACGAGCACUUUCAGCAAUUGCUGACACGCAAAGGGAUCUGACGAAACAAAUGAGGAUUCCUAGAGCCGAACCAGAGAUAUUUGGUGGAGAUGAGACCAAGUUCCGUGAGUUCUUCAUUGACUUCCAAGAGUACGUAGCUAAAUGGACCGACACGGACAGAGAGAGGCUAACACAGUUACGAGCAUACACGUCAGGAACACCGCAUGAAUUAGUGCGUGGCUGUGUCCAUCUGAGACCUGAAGGAGGGUACGCAGAGGCUCUUAGACUACUAGAAACAAGAUACGGAGCACCGUACAGCACCAGCAGAGCAUAUAUCAGGAAAAUAUCAGCCUGGCCGAAGUUGAGUAUGAAGGCUGCAGAAGAUAUGGAUCGAUUUGCGAUUUUACUACGGGAUAGCCUAAAUGCAUUGACUGGACUUGGGCGACUGACUGAACUGGAACAUCCGUCCAUGAUGGCCCAGAUUGUGGAUAAACUACCUGACUGCUUAAGAUAUAAGUGGAUUAGGCAGGAUACAGAAAUUUUUACGAAAACUGGUAAUCCGGCUAAUUACCAGAACUUGGUUAAGUUUAUUGAAGCACAGGCCAAGGUAGUUAUGAACCCCAGGUAUGGCACCAGACAAAGGACCGAAGAGGGACCAAAACCAUCUCAAGGAGAAAGAAAACAAGACAAGUCACGAUCAAAUCCGGGAAAGCAAGCACCGUCCAAAGCUGCUUUCAGAGUAACAUCCAGCAGUGAAAGGUCCAAUGACAAGCCAGGAGAAAGAGAAGAUCAUUGCAGUUACUGUAAGGAAUUGCAUAAAAUCCAAGAUUGUAUGAAGCUUAAGAAGUUGCCAAGACCUGAGAGAGGUGAAUUUCUGAAGAAGACCGGGCGUUGUUUUAAGUGCUUGGAGCGGGGCCAUAUUGCUAAAGACCAUGGCAAUCAGUCAACCAGCCAGACAGUUGUGAAACCUGAGACCCCCAGUUCUGUAAACAAAUCAGAAGCUGUAAAGUCAAGAGAAGCCGUGAAAACUGUGAAAACAGAAGAAGUAACUUCAAGAAGAAUUGGAACCACUGGGAGAAUUGCAAUGGCAGUCUUACCAGUCAAGCUGAGAAGUUUACAUAAUGGAGUAGAAGUUACUACGAAUGUAUUCUUAGACAAUGGAGCCGGAGCGAGUUUCAUCACUGAUGGAUUGGCGACCAAGAUGGGACUUACAGGCCAGUCUGUGAAAGUUGACCUAUCCACGAUGCUCCAGAGCUGUGCUAGUGUUGAUUCAAGAAAAAUCCAAAGACUUGAAGUCAAAGGCCUUUCCAAGGGAGAUGAGUGGAUCAAAUUGAAUGAACUCUUCACACACAGUACGAUUCCCAUCAAGCCUUGGGAGAUUCCCACAGAGAAUGAUGUUAGGAAAUACACAGAGUUAAAGAAAGUUGAUCUGAAAGUUAUCGAUCACCCAGUUGAGAUACUCUUCCGAGCUAAUCAACCAGAAAUCACACGGCCAGUAGAGAUCAUUCCCACAAAAGAAGAUGGACCCUACGCUAUGCGGACCAAGAUCGGCUGGACGCUACUCGGACCUGUUCAGAGGGGCCGGAUGAAUAUUGCUUCAAAGCCUCUCCACAGACUUACCGUUGAAGAACUGAACAACAACAUGAAUGCUCACUUCAGCAGAGAAUUUGAUGACGGACCACAGGGCGAAGAGAUUUGUAUGUCCAGAGAGGAAGAACGCUUCAUGACUAAGCUGCGAGGAACCAUUGCCUACACUGGAGAACGAUAUCAGGUUCGCUUACCGCUGAAGGAUCAACUUCCAGCAGUUCCAGAGAGCAGACCAAUGGCUGAACGUAGAUUAUCUGCAGUGUUGAAACGAAUGAAAAGAGACAAGAACUAUGCGACUGCUUAUCAGAGCCAGAUGAAUGACCUUAAGAAAAAGAGAUACAUCGAACGUGUUCCAGAGAAUGAACCUGAUGUAAAAAUCAGAUGGUAUCUACCACAUCAUGGUGUAAUCAGCGAGAGAAAGCAGUCCAAGUUGCGAAUCGUGUUUGAUGGUUCAGCUGAAAUUGAUGGAAUUUCAAUCAACAACCUGUUGAUGAAAGGGCCAGACCUGACAAACAGGCUAGACGGAGUACUACUAAGGUUCAGAGAGUACCCAGUUGCCGUUAGCAGUGACAUUCAAGCCAUGUUCCACCAGAUACAAGUACCGCCAGAAGAUCGAAAUUGGUACCGAUUUUUAUGGGUCGAUGACCAAGGCCAGAUUGAAGAUUGGAGGUGGACAGUACAUCCUUUCGGAUCGAAACCUUCACCAGCCAUAGCAUGCCAUGCGUUGAACCACGGGUUGGAAGAACAGGCUGAUGACAGAACAAGAGAGAGUUGUAUCGCUGCUAAACAGACAUUUUACGUUGAUGAUCAUCUCGACAGCUUCAUAGACACUGAAAGGGCAGUAAAACACGUUAAAUGUGUUGACGAGACAUGCCAACGCUCAGGAUUCCUGUUGAGAAAAUAUGCCAGUAAUCAUCCAGAGAUCAUCAACUGUAUACCGCAGGAUCGCCACGUUGAAAUUGGGAGUGAAAUUAGCCUAACAGAAGAUUGUAAAGAGUUGCCAACACUUGGUAUGAACUGGAAGCCUGAGAGUGACAAGUUGUCUUACCGAGCUCCAGAUCUUAAGGAAGUUAAAACCAGACGCGAGCUUUUGUCAAACAUGACGAAGCUGUUUGAUCCGUUGGGGUUGGUGUCACCAUGGAUACUCAACUGUAGAUUGAUUGUACAGAACCUGUCAAGGCUGAAGCUAAAUUGGGAUGACCCUGUACCAGAAGAUGAACUUCGAAAGUGGAUCAACUGGAGAGAUGGAACUCAUGCAGUCACGGAGAUAGAGUUUGAGAGAUGUAUGACGACUUAUACACCUGGACCACACGAUGAACAUCAGCUACACGUGUUCGGCGAUGCAUCCGAAAGAGCACAUGGUGUAGCAGCUUACAUUAGCACCCAGAGUGAGGAUGAGAUUGACUCCAAGCUGAUCUACGCUAGAUCCAGAGUAAAUCCGCAAAAAGGAGAAACCAUGCCAAGAGCGGAGUUGGUUGCAGCUACGCUGGGAGCAAAAACUACUGCAAAGUUGAAGAAAGAACUACGACUACCGCUGCAGAAAAGUGUUAAUUGGACAGAUAGCACGAUUGUCCUUGAAUACCUCCGAAAUGAGACCAUUCAAACCUCAGUCUUUGUCAGAAACCGAGUUGGGACAAUUUUGACUCUCACCAGAGUCGAGGAUUGGAGGCAUGUACAAGGCAGAGAAAACCCAGCUGAUAUUGCAUCAAGGGGCGGGACAGCCCGGGAUCUAAGAUCAAGCCUAUGGCAACAUGGGCCAGAGUUCCUGCGACUGCCUGAGGAGAUUUCAGUAAAUCGCAUAGAGGGACAAUCAGCAGCAGACAAAGGAGCAGAUCACACCAUUUCAGUACUGAAUAGACUAUCCGAUUGGGAAAGGAUCCUAAACCUUGUCCAGUGUAUGCUGAAGCCUUUCAACCCUGAGGAUGAGGUUUCAACAGCUGAUGCUAGAAUUCAUGCCAAGGUUGCAGUCCUGAGAACCAUUCAACGAAUGUACUACAGUGCGGAGUUACAGAGUCUGCGUGAGAAAUUGACAACUCCAAGAUGCAGCAAAAUUCGUAAGUUAUGCCCAGAGAUCGACAAAGAUGGCUUACUUCGCGUCGGGGGAAGAUUGAACAACAGUCUGCUACCACAUGAGGGAAGACGACCAAUCAUACUGCCAGGUGGAGAGCCAUUGGUCCGAAAACUCAUCCGCAGGAUCCAUUGGAUGGAAGGCCACGUCGGAAGAAAUCAUGUGAUUUCAUCACUGCGAGAACGAUACUGGGUCACGGGAGUCACAGUAGCUGUCAAGCAGGUUUUAAAGAAUUGCGUGUUAUGCAAGAAAUACCAAGCAAGACUCCAGACUCAGAAAAUGGGAAACCUACCUAUCGACAGAAUAUCUGCCACAAGAGCUUUCGAGAAUUCGGGAGUCGACUACUUCGGACCGUUGGAGGUGAAGAUAUCAGGUCGUUUGUACAAACGGUACGGAGUACUCUUUUCAUGCAACUAUACUAGAGCCAUUCACUUGGAGCUGACUCGAAAGUUGGACACUCAGUCGUGUCUCUUUGCAAUCAGCCGAUUCACGAACCGCCGGGGGAGACCAAGGAAACUCAGAUCCAAUAAAGGAAGUAAUUUGAUUGGAGCUUCCAAGGAGCUGAAACAGGACUUACUUAAAUUGAACAAGGAGUUGCGGCUCCAAGAAAAACUAGCAAAGGAGGAGAUUGACUGGGAAUUUAACCCCCCUCUUGCAAGUCACUUUGGAGGACACUAUGAACGGCAGAUAAGAUCGGUCAGAAAGAUUCUAUAUGGACUAAUGAACAAACAACGAUUGGAUGAGGAGGAGAUGCAGACAGUUAUGGUGAAAGCAGAGUGGAUCAUGAAUAGCAGACCACUAACCGCAUGCAGCGCUGCUGACACUUCGGUCGUCGCAAUAACUCCGAAUCAUUUAAUGGGAUUGAACACGGUGGAAACAGACACUAGUGUAACUGAGGAAAGUGACAUGUACCGAGGAAGAUGGAAACGCGUGAAUUACGUGACUGACCAAAUCUGGAAGCAGUUUAACAAACUGUAUGUUUCAUCAUUGCAGGAGCGAAACAAGUGGCAGGAUGCAAAAUCAGACCUGCAACAGGACGAUAUCGUUGUGCUACAGGACACUUCAGUUGGUAGAGCCUAUUGGCCAGUUGGUAGGAUCGUGAACAUUCACAAAGGAAGUGACGGUCAUGUUAGAUCAUGUGAAGUUCGCACUCAGAAUGGAACCUACCGUAGACCAAUCACCAAGUUAGCCAAACUGCUAGAAGCAGAGGACUAA
Lineus longissimus is the source of this 5019-nucleotide messenger RNA. RefSeq lists its product as uncharacterized. Lineage: Eukaryota; Metazoa; Nemertea; Pilidiophora; Heteronemertea; Lineidae. Gene Ontology annotation, molecular function: nucleic acid binding. The transcript has a single exon. The coding region runs from base 1 to 5019 and encodes 1672 amino acids. The record is from RefSeq and is a predicted model, not a curated record. Gene Ontology annotation, biological process: DNA integration.